ACUACCCUGGUAACAUUUGAAAACGGCGCGAAAAUCACUUAGGUUAUUAGUCCAAAACAUUUCAACCGUGAAAUGGAACGCAAACGGUGUAAAGUUCGUUCGGUUGUCAAUGUAAAUAGACAGCGGCCAUUUUGUCAGUAGCACCACUGUGUUUGGAUGUAAACCACGCGUCGUGGCCGUUAGUACGAACACUCCACUGGUUAUAGCUCAAAAUGCCACCUAAAAAGAAGCCACCCAAAACAAGAGAAGAAAUAUUAGAACAAAAAUGAAUAGCUGAACGAUUGAAAUAUCAACGACUUAAAAAUGACCCUCAAAAACUAGAAGAAAUGAAAGAAAAAGAAAGGCUGAAAUACCAAAAGAAGAAGGAAAAAUGGAGCAUAAAAUUGGUUAAGGAUAUGAGGAAAGAUCUGCUGAUGCUGUCGUUGCUGCAGGAGGAGAUAUCGAUAGUUUGGAAUCUUUUAUAGAAAAUGACUAUGGAUAUUCUGAAAGACCCCAAAAAAUUGAAAAGCUUUUAUGGCACCCUUAAAAUACAUCAGAUUAAGGGGAAGAUAUUUGGGAUUGCCACAAGGCACUGCCAAACUUAUAAUGAAGAGCUUACGCUGCCCUUGUGAAGAAGAAUGCCAGCAUUUUAACCUAGGUGUUAUGAACUACGAAGUGGCAAAACUUCACGUCGAGGAUUUCUACACAAACUCCGAUUCCGAAGACGAAAUCCCGCUAUCUCAAUUCUCACGGAAUAAUGACUGCAUUACAGAGACUGUCCUUUUAAGACCGAUUGAAAAUACUAAGACUGAUCUUGAUAAUAUUGCGGAGCCUAGUACAAGCGGCCUUCAGCAAACUUAUUAUAACAGUGGUGACUACGUUUUAGAUAAGUUUAUUGUCGGGAACAGGGAAUAUCGUUAUGCUGCGGUUGUUAAUAAAGUAGAUGAUGAGGACGGCGAACUAACAGUGACUUUUCUGAAAAUUUGUGAUAACAAGGGCUACAAGUUUAGAAUAGAUGAGAAUGAUAUGUCUGAUGUCGGUUUUGACCAAAUAUUGGAAAAGUUGCCUGAUCCGAACGUGACUGUUAAAGGAAGUAGAUUAUUUUAUAGUUUUCCAAAAUCGGUACAUGUCUUUGAGAAAUAAGAGAUGCUUCCCUGAAAGAUAAAAUUAAUUUUUAAUGAUAUACUGUGCCAGCAAUAAUAAUUAUUUCAAGUUACCUGAAAAGUAUAAAUGUUUCUUAGUUGUAAGCCAAAAAAAGUUUAUUGUGAUAAUUCGAUAACAGAGGUAAUAUUUUUGUUUUAUUUUAAUU
This is a messenger RNA of Colias croceus (clouded yellow), 1288 nucleotides long. RefSeq lists its product as uncharacterized. NCBI's taxonomy places the organism in Eukaryota, Metazoa, Arthropoda, Insecta, Lepidoptera, Pieridae. The transcript is spliced from 3 exons. The coding region runs from base 514 to 1122 and encodes 202 amino acids. The record is from RefSeq and is a predicted model, not a curated record.